AAAAGCAAGUAAAACCCCAUUGUAAUAGACCGAGAUUUCCUGGAGAAGAAGCAACAAGAUUUUGAAAACAAUAAAUACCCAAUAGGCAAAACCAAAACCCCAGAUCAAUAAUUGGAAAAAUAAAUAAAUAGUAGAAUCAGCAAGCAAAUCAAGAAAUACUGAACAAUGGAUGUGAUAAAGACACAGCAAAUAUCGGCAAGACCAAUAGAGAAGGUGAUAGUACAUCCGCUUGUUCUCCUAAGUAUCGUUGAUAACUACACUAGAGUUGCUAAGGAUACUCGCAAACGCGUGGUUGGUGUCUUGCUUGGAUCUUCUUUUAAAGGCACUGUUGAUGUUACCAAUAGCUAUGCAGUUCCAUUUGAAGAAGAUGACAAGGAUCCAAGCAUCUGGUUUCUUGACCAUAACUAUCAUGAAUCCAUGUUUUCCAUGUUCAAAAGAAUAAAUGCCAAGGAGCAUGUUGUGGGUUGGUAUAGCACGGGUCCAAAACUGAGGGAAAAUGACCUGGAUAUUCAUGGAUUGUUUAACGACUAUGUACCAAAUCCUGUCUUAGUCAUAAUUGAUGUCCAACCAGUAGAGUUGGGAAUACCCACAAAAGCUUACUGUGCCGUUGAAGAGGUAAAAGAGAAUGCCACUCAGAAAAGCCAGAAGGUGUUUGUGCACGUGCCAUCAGAAAUUGCUGCUCAUGAAGUUGAGGAAAUUGGUGUGGAACACUUGCUCAGGGAUGUGAAAGACACCACUAUUAGCACCCUUGCUACAGAGGUGACUGGGAAACUUACUGCUUUAAAAGGGUUGGAUGCUCGACUUCGAGAAAUACGCAGUUAUCUCGACCUUGUCAUUGAUGAAAAGCUCCCAUUGAACCAUGAGAUUUUGUACCAUUUACAGGAUGUGUUUAAUCUACUUCCAAACCUCAACGUAGCUGAUUUGGUCAAGGCUUUUUCAGUGAAAACAAAUGACAUGAUGUUGGUUACCUAUCUUUCUUCCCUUAUCCGAAGUGUUAUCGCUCUCCACAACUUGAUUAACAAUAAGUUGCUGAACAAAGAACAUGAAAAAGCAGAAGACUCAAAGCCAGUUGCUGUACCUGCUGCUGCUGGUAGCUAGACAUGGGAAUUUUAUUAGCCUGGAUUUCUUUGGUGAUCGUAUGUCCUCUGGAGAUCUGACAGUGGAGGCUGUUUCCCUCUACUGUACUCCCAGCUUUGGAGAAUCUUGUGGUUUUUUUAUAAGAGACAGGAAGAGUUGGUUAGAGAUUUAGUGCAAGACAUCCUCGUAUAUGUGUUUCUUUCAUUUACUAUAAUAUUUGUCCUUAAUUAACACUUGCAAGCUGAUGGAAAAUGUAUGCUAAUUCUUUGGCACCAGAACAUAGUAUGAUUUGCCCUUUUUCAAAUGAUUUAUAAAUUUUUUCUCCAGCUUAAGAUUA
Molecule: messenger RNA, 1414 nt
Organism: Ricinus communis (castor bean)
Lineage: Eukaryota; Viridiplantae; Streptophyta; Magnoliopsida; Malpighiales; Euphorbiaceae
Product: 26S proteasome non-ATPase regulatory subunit 7 homolog A
Exons: 10
Coding region: 166-1098 (310 amino acids)
Biological process (GO): proteasome-mediated ubiquitin-dependent protein catabolic process
Cellular component (GO): proteasome regulatory particle; proteasome complex
Molecular function (GO): metallopeptidase activity; protein binding
Source: RefSeq, a predicted model, not a curated record